This is a messenger RNA of Penicillium brasilianum, 4742 nucleotides long. The record is from the annotation of a GenBank genome assembly. Lineage: Eukaryota; Fungi; Ascomycota; Eurotiomycetes; Eurotiales; Aspergillaceae.
AUUGGUGAAUCUGACCCCUUGAUCCACCAUGUCUGAUACAGUACGGAGUACAGUAGACCAGUAGACUAGGUCGACUAGUACCUGUAGACUUCUGAUUCUCUCGGCCCGGACUUCCUCCUGCUACAAAACCAUCUCUUCCCGGUUCAUCCUACUCCUCAUUCUACCUGACACCUCCUCCCAUUCCUGUUCUCUAACCAGGGAGUAAUCAAAUCUUUGAUUUCCUUCUUGUGUUCGUGAGUGGAAAGAGUCCACUGCUAGUGCCUAUCGGUGCCCAUCUUCGAUAACGCCCGAUCUCGACCACACUAACUUGGUCCACCCGAUCUUCCAAAAAAUAGCUGGUAGUUGCACCGCGGUUCCCCCUUCCCCUCAUUCCAAUUCAGCCUGACGGGGGAUUGAGACCACCCGGGAGUACAGUAUCAGGACUCCCAUUGUGCUACACGGGACUCACGAGAUUAUGCGUUGACCGAUCCCCCGCACCCCUUCGAUAUAUCUCCGAUCGGUCGAUCCUGGUGUGAAAGAGACGAGGCACGCACGGGAAGAGACAGAAAGGACAGGCGGAGGAAGGGGCGCUGUGGUUGAGAUAGAUCUGCCGAGAGAUCACGAGGAAACAUCAACGAGGUCAACAGUAACGCGCUACGACUGAAUCAUGCUGGCUUCCAAGCCUCAAUACUCCGCUCCCCUGGGCGUGUCCAACUCCCAGAACUCCGCGUCGGCCUACCAUGCGAAUUCACAACGCCCUGCGACGGCCACAAAAGUACAAGAUGGGGUGGGAUAUAGCAGCCCGACCAAGUCGGAAUUCUCCGAGGGACAGGACGAACUCUCGGCUGUUCGGGCUUGGGAUGAGAAGAAGGUGGUCGCGUGGCUGCAUAGCAUCAAGUGCGGCCAAUAUGAAUCAAUCUUCAGAGCCAAUAACUUUAAUGGAGACAACCUAAUCGAAUGCGACCAGAAGAUCCUGCAGGAAAUGGGUAUCAAGAAAGUGGGCGACCGAGUUCGCAUCUUCGUGGCCAUCAAGCAGCUGCGGAACAAGGCUAUGAUCAAUCCCAGGCAAAAGAAUAUGAAUACCCUCGCUGCGCUAGAAGCAGCCGCCUUAUCGUCUGAUCACUCGCGCCUCUCCUCGAUGCGCCUUCCAAAUAGACGUAUGUCCCAGCUGAUGGAGGAUGGCCAUGGCUAUUCGGGCAAGUCCCCUACGUCUCCCCCAUCAGGUGAUUGGCGCAAGGAUGGUUAUUUCAACCAUCCAUCCUCUGGUGGCUCGGGAUCCGGCCGCAACCCGAGUACUCCCAGUGAUGGCGGUCGGGGAAGCUCACACCCCCGCAAUCCCAGUAUAGACGGCCUUACCAUGGGUCCUCUUCCACCCAAUUCUCCCGUGAUUCGUGUCAUCUACACCGGUGGUCAGACCAAGGUUCUCGAUAUUCGGCACUGCAAGACUCCGGACGAGGUGAUUCUCUGCGUCCUCAAGAAACUGCAACUCCCGGAACACCAGUAUCGAAACUAUUGCUUCUAUGUCCUGGAUGGCCUAGACCCGGAUUUGUCAAACUGCAGGCGGUUGACGGAGACCGAGCUGAUGGAAAUUUGCGACGGCCAUAAUAAGUCUGAGCGUGGUCGCUUGAUCUUGCGAAAGAUUCAUGCUGGCGAGCCCGAUGUCGAUGAGCUGCGCCGUGCGUCCCAGCUCGCUUUCGAUGAAAGCCAGGUCACUCAUCAGAACGCUCUCAAUAAAUCCAAUCCACGACAGAAACACAAGAUCCAACAGCUUACCGGCGAGUCCUGGAAUGUCAUUAACACUAAACAGCCACUAUCCCCAGUGGGCUCUCGCCAUCGUCCAUCUGCUUCAAACGAUCAAGAUCAGCCAUCUCCUGACACUGAUCGCAACCAUGUGGCUACUAAGCUUCGAUCAUUCUUCGGACAGAGACCACCGAGUGAGAUGAUUAUCCAUGAGCUCCAGUCAUUCUUCCCCAGUCACGACAGGGAAGAUAUCGCGAAGACGAUGCGGAGAUCUCAGCGUCUCAGUCGUGCUGCUAGUCGCCUCAGUGUUGUUAGCAACUACAGUGUCGCGUCAAGUCUCAAGGAUGCCCCGCCUCUCCCCCCAUUGCCUCCCAUUCCUCCAAUGCCUAAUAUUGCCGAUACUUGGUUCCAACCGCAAGGUGGAGCCCAGGCUGCUCGUGCUUCACGGCCACUCUCUAUCUCCAAAUUCAACCUGCCCCAAGCCUCAUAUCGGGACUCGAUUGCCUCGAGCUCUCUCCAGCCUCUGCAGGAAGAGUCUCCCACCGAGCCAAACCGCAAGUCCUAUGUCUCCUUUGAUAGUGGCUCGGACGAACCAAACUUGUCUCGCCAGAGUAUGAUCGAUGAAAGCUCCAGUGUCAUUGCUACCGAUGGCGGUUCCUCCAAUGAUCGACUCAGCGUGCUCGUUGCUGAUGAUGGCGAAGAAGACGACGCAAAUCUGAUGAGCGACUUCCUGGCUGGCAACAACUUUGCUCCCAAGAAUUGGAUGAAGGGAUCUUUGAUUGGCGAGGGUUCCUUCGGCAGUGUCUUCCUGGCUCUUCACGCCAUUACUGGUGAGCUUAUGGCCGUGAAGCAGGUCGAGAUUCCAUCGGCUACCAAGGGUACGGAAUUCGAUCAGCGCAAGAACAACAUGGUCACUGCACUGAAGCACGAGAUUGAGCUUCUGCAAGGGAUGCACCACCCGAACAUUGUACAGUACCUUGGCACAUCAACUGACGAUCAGUAUCUGAACAUUUUCCUGGAGUACGUGCCCGGUGGCUCCAUCGCCACCAUGCUCAAGCAAUACAACACCUUCCAAGAACCGCUCGUCAAGAACUUUGUCCGACAAAUCCUGGCAGGUCUCUCAUACCUGCAUAGCCAAGACAUCAUCCACCGCGACAUCAAGGGUGCCAACAUCCUCGUCGACAACAAAGGUGGCGUCAAAAUCUCCGAUUUCGGUAUCUCCAAACGCGUUGAAGCAUCCACCGUCCUCGGCUCCCGCGCCAGCAGCGGAGGCGGUGGCCACCUGCACCGCCCAUCUCUUCAAGGCAGUGUCUACUGGAUGGCUCCCGAAGUCGUCCGACAAACCGCCCACACCAAAAAGGCCGAUAUUUGGAGUUUGGGCUGUUUGGUCGUGGAAAUGUUCAUUGGUGCCCAUCCCUUCCCGGACUGCAGUCAGUUGCAGGCUAUCUUCGCUAUUGGGAGUAACCAGGCUCGCCCACCUGCACCGGAACACGUUAGCCCCGAAGCGGUGGAGUUCCUUGAUAUGACCUUCCAGCUUGAUUAUGAGAAGCGGCCUACUGCAGAUGAGCUGCUAAAGUGCAAGUUUUUGGCUGCGCCUAUUGCGUAGACUAGUGCACUUGAUGUGCGCUGUUGUGCUUUUUUUUAUUCACUUCUGGAGUCUAUAUAAUGAUUCUCUCAUGUAUUAUGUUGUCGGUUUUGGGGGUCGAGGGGGAGAGUGAUAGGACGAAUGUUUAGCCUGUCUGUGCUCACUUCUCCUUUUCGGUAAUGAUGCGACAGUUUUGAUUAUCAGCGCUUUUUUGCCAGAGUUAUGAUUCUCCAUAGAAACAAAUGAACGGGACUGAAACAUUCUACUGCAGAAAACAUUGUAAAGUGCUUUUUACCUCAAAAAGAUGUAGAGAUUCUUGAACUUGUUUUUAGACAAUAGAUUCGCUUGAAGUAGAAUGAUAAUAAAUGGAGAUAAUACACAUGUUUGGUGAAUCGCAGUGACCACUAUGCAGGUCACCUCUAAAGUUACAGGUUGUAUAGGAACACAACGCCCCAGGUGUGGUAUAAGAUGAGAAACCAAGCCAGCAUUCGAAGAACAAAAACAUCCUUCUAGUGCUUUACUGCACGAUCUUUCCGUAGAAGGGGAUACCCAUAGCGCUCAAGAGGAGGCGGGCAUCCUUGUCAGACUUGGCGGUGGUGUGGAGGGUGAUGUGGCAACCAGGGAUCAUCUUGGGAGGGUACCUGAUAGAGAAGAGACGUUAGAACCGAGAUCUAUGAUAAAAAUCAUGUCAAGGACAACUUACAUAUCAUAGUUGACCUCAAUCUCAGGGAACAAGGCAACGUGCUCCGGUUCCAGACCGAAAGUGAUAUUACCACUGCUAUCACCGCUACUCCCCUUAACACCAGGCCAGUCCUUGAUACGAGGCAGAACCACAUCAAUCAGCUUGCCUAGGAAGUGAUACAUGGUCUCGCCGUGCAUCUCAGCCUUGACAGCCACCGUGUCACGGCCAGGAGCAAUGCUCCACGUAGCAACGCUUGCCUUGGAUUUGAACGUCUCCACGCGCACGUUCGAGACCGCCUGCACCGCCAUACCAGCCACGUGCAGCCAUCCAGAGUUCUCCUGCGCCGCACCCUUCACAUAACUGUGAAUCGUGAUGCGCUCAAUCUCGGGGAUGUUGUUGAACCUGAUCGGCUUGCGGAGUAGGCGCAGGACGUCACCGCCACGGGGUCCGCGGAGGGGACGGUUCUUGUGGUAGGGAGAGCUUUCGUCCCACUCACGCAGACGGGGUGCUUUGGGUGGCGGCUUGAAGCCUGGCGGCGUGUGCACGUAGCACAGGGUAAGAAUGUCGGAUGCAACGGUCGAGUUGUAGGUCUGCUGAGCGCGCGGGAGGGAGAAGGGGCCAGGAACGAACAGGCGAGAGGAAGGGUCGGAGGGAGGAGGAGGUUGGUGAGGGUGAAGAGGGCCGCGAUCGUACUUGGGAGAACGGAAUUGGUAUCUAAAAUGGAGAUGUCAAUGUCAAUUGCUGGUUCUUUGCGGA